Molecule: messenger RNA, 1692 nt
Organism: Formica exsecta
Lineage: Eukaryota; Metazoa; Arthropoda; Insecta; Hymenoptera; Formicidae
Gene: TyrRS-m
Product: tyrosine--tRNA ligase, mitochondrial
Exons: 3
Coding region: 482-1630 (382 amino acids)
Biological process (GO): tyrosyl-tRNA aminoacylation
Cellular component (GO): mitochondrion; cytosol
Molecular function (GO): ATP binding; tyrosine-tRNA ligase activity; RNA binding
Source: RefSeq, a predicted model, not a curated record
CAAAAUAUACAACGCUUGAUACACACGUGUCUUUCGUGUAAUCAGAGUCAGUAGUCAGUAGUCAGUUUGGAGUAGCUAUCGCACGUGCGUAUACUAUUUGAGGUUAAGAUUGAUUAUUUGACAAACAUUAGUGCUAUAAUUUGUAUAUUUUCAUGCAAGAAAUGCAAAACAAAGUCUGAUUUCUUAAAUUCGAAGAUACUUAUCGAUAUCCCAGCGUUAACGUCUCACAAAUGUACUGUGAAAUGAAUGCUCGUACUUUAUUAAGAUUAUGUUCCGCUAUCAAUCGCGUUGAUUUUGAUAAGACACGUAGAUUUUACUGUAGCAAGAAUAUAUUAAAGCUUCACGAAAGAGGCAUGUACGAAGAUAUAUUUCCCAAUACCAGAAUAAAAUAUUAGAUUUAUUAAACAAGUCACCACAAUGCGUCUAUGCUGGCUUUGAUCCAACGGCAGACAGUUUACACAUUGGUAAUUUACUCAUUCUAAUGAAUCUCUUGCACUGGCAAAGAGCGGGGCAUCAAGUUAUAGCCCUGGUAGGAGGAGCUACUGGUUUAAUAGGCGAUCCUAGUCACAGAAAGAAAGAACGGGUUGAGAUGGAAGAAUUUCUAAUUAAGGAGAAUUUGAAAUCUAUUACAAAGAAUAUAGAGAUUAUAUUUAAUAAUCAUCAGAUUUAUUUUUGGAAAAACAAGCAAAAGAAUCUGAAACCGCUGAUCAUAGUAAAUAAUUUGGACUGGUAUACAAAUUUAAACGUCAUCGAGUUUGUCAGAAGCAUCGGGAAAUAUUUUAGAAUGGGCACAAUGCUGGGCAGGUCCUCUGUCCAGUCGCGAUUAAAUUCUGAGACGGGGAUGAGUUUCACUGAAUUCACUUAUCAAGUAUUCCAAGCGUACGAUUGGUUUCAGUUGAUGAAGAAAUAUAAUUGUCGCUUCCAAAUCGGCGGAAGUGAUCAAAUGGGUAAUAUUAUGUCUGGAUAUGAUUUGAUCACGAAAACCGGAAAAGCAGAGGUUUACGGUAUAACGUUACCGCUCAUAACAGCCGAAGGUGGAAAGAAAUUUGGGAAAUCUCUUUUGAACGCAGUAUGGUUGUCUUCAACAAAAUCUUCGAGCUUUCAGUUGUAUCAGUAUUUUAUUAGGACUAAAGAUUCUGACAUUGAAAAGUUCUUAAAAUUGUUUACAUUUAUACCAUUAAAUAAAAUUACUGAGAUUGUGACUGAUCAUAUGAAAAAUCCAGAAGAUAGAAGAGCACAAAAAUUAUUGGCAGAGCAAGUUACACUCUUAGUACAUGGAGAGGAUGGAUUAUUGGCUGCAAAGCGCGCAUCUGCAGCGUUGUAUGAUCAAUCGAUCGAAUCUUUUGUGAAAAUGAAUGCAUCGGAAUUGGCAGAUGUGUUUGAAUACGCAACCAUAGUGGAUAUCUUGUCCGAACCGGGACUCACUGUAUACGAACUAGCAAAGAAAGCAAAAUGUUUCAAGACCGAUCAUGAUGCGCAACGGAUUAUAGAGGCAGGCGGAUUCUAUGUAAAUCAUCAAAGAAUCACUAAUUUAAAUGAAGUGGUUGUACCUGGCAUCCAUAUACUAAGUAAUAAUCUAUCGUUACUUAGAGUUGGCAAAAAAACGUAUCAUAUAAUCCGAUGGCAAUGAUGAUAUUACAAAAGAUGCAUAUGUACAAAUGUAUAAUAAAUAGAAUACUUUAGUAUUUAAAA